AUGGAGAGUCUCUCGAGAGUUAGAGCAGAAGGUGUAAAGAAGCUGCAGACCGGUGAAAGCGGUGGCAGUAGUGGCGGUGGCGGUGGCGGUGGCGGUGGCGGUGGCGGUGACGGUGACAGUGACGGCGGCGGUGACGGUGGCAGUGGCGGUGUCGGUGGCGGUGGUGGUGGCAGUGGCAACGACGACGGCAUCGAUAGUAGCAGCAGCAGCAGCAGCAGCAGCUACGGAUACGUCUACGGCUACGGCUACGGCUACGGCUACGGCUACUCGUGGCCGUAA
Molecule: messenger RNA, 279 nt
Organism: Ceratosolen solmsi marchali
Lineage: Eukaryota; Metazoa; Arthropoda; Insecta; Hymenoptera; Agaonidae
Product: putative glycine-rich cell wall structural protein 1
Exons: 2
Coding region: 1-279 (92 amino acids)
Source: RefSeq, a predicted model, not a curated record